Messenger RNA from Gossypium arboreum, 387 nucleotides. RefSeq lists its product as uncharacterized. Gene Ontology annotation, molecular function: nucleic acid binding. Bases 1 to 387 code for a protein of 128 amino acids. Lineage: Eukaryota; Viridiplantae; Streptophyta; Magnoliopsida; Malvales; Malvaceae. The record is from RefSeq and is a predicted model, not a curated record. The transcript has a single exon.
AUGACAAUAGCAUAUCACCCAGAGGCUAAUGAGCUAAAAGAAGUAUCUACUCGAGAGAUAAAGCAGAUUUUAGAGAAAAUGGUAAACCCAAGCCUGAAAGAUUGGGCAGCCAAGAUAGAAGAUGUAUUGUGGGCUUACAGAAUAGCAUAUAAGACUCCAUUAGGCAUGUCCCCAGAAAUGCUAGGUUAUGGUAAGAACUAUCACUUACCAAUCAAAUUGGAGAGGAAGGCAUAUUGGGUGAUCAAAGAACUAAAUUUGGAUCCUGAAUUAGCUAAACAGGAAAGAAUAUUCCAAUUCCAAGAAUUGGAAGAGUUCAUAUUUAUGGCUUAUGAAAAUACUAAGAUUUACAAGGAGAGGAGUAGACUUCUACAUGAUGCAAAGAUCUGA